UGAAAGCCAUUCCAAUAGGCAUGUUAUGUACUUAGGUACCUCUUCUUACAACUUUGAAGAUGUAUCUUGUACCUCUCUAUGAGCUGACACUCAACUAAGACAGAUAUUCGACUAACAAGAAGGCCACCUCUCCUUCACUUGAGAUCUUCAGUACUCAUACCCGGCACAAUCCAAGUGCGAGUUACAAGUACAAUUUCCAAGCUUCACUCCGAGUACUAGGAGAAAAUCGAGCAUCGAGCUCGAUCAUGGCCUCCCAGGAACGAAUUGCCGUCCACAACCUCGCUGACCUGAAGAACACCUCCGACGAUGCGAUCCCCAACUACCUGAACUCGCUCAAGUUCCGGCAGGACCACCGGCUGGCCGACACGCGGCUGGCCCUCGGGUACGGCGCCUUCGCCGUCGCCGCCGCCUGCUUCGCCUGGGACUACAAGCUCGGCUUCGACGCCACCAAGUACUACACCGCCGCCGCCGUCGCCCUCUACGCCCUGCUCAACGGCAUCUUGACCUUUUGGAUCAGCUUCGUUGAGAAGGGGACCGUGUACCAGGGCGUCGCGCCCGACGGGUCCAAGAUCUCAAUCGCCACCUCGACCAAGAAGAACGUCCCGAUAUACAACGUCAAGAUCACCGUGACCCCGCCCAAGAACAGCCACGCCCCGGAAGAAACCGUCGAGCUCGCGCGCCCCUUCACCGAGUGGUUCGACGUGCAGGGACACUUCGUCGCGCGGCCGUUCCAGACCAUGUUCGCCACCGCCGUGCCCUUGGUCGCGAAGGCCGAUCCCAAGCGAGUCGAACCUCCUCCUGCUGCUGCUGGUGCUGGUGCUGUUGCUGCAGUACCCGAUUUCCUAAGCGCCGAUGCGGACGUCUUGGACGCUAUUGCCGCUUCGCAGUCUGCGUCCGCGGCUACGGGUGCCGAAGCGGCAGCGCCGGCGUCGGGGAAGAAGUCGAAGCGCAGAAAGGCGUAGUUUUUAAGUACCUGCAUAAGGGAGUUUGAUCUAAUAUAGUAAAGCCAUGGGUAUAUGUGUUGAAAAUAUAAUACUGUAUACCUUCUACACCUAAUGCUUACCUGGUACCUAAGUCGCUUAUGAAUAGCUUUGUGCCAGUUGUAUGUUUAUUUACUGGUCCACUGUUUAAGAAGACUCAAUAAGUGUCUGGG
Molecule: messenger RNA, 1153 nt
Organism: Daldinia caldariorum
Lineage: Eukaryota; Fungi; Ascomycota; Sordariomycetes; Xylariales; Hypoxylaceae
Product: SPC25-domain-containing protein
Exons: 3
Coding region: 246-962 (238 amino acids)
Biological process (GO): protein targeting to ER
Cellular component (GO): signal peptidase complex; membrane
Source: RefSeq, a predicted model, not a curated record